Messenger RNA from Penicillium oxalicum, 1458 nucleotides. RefSeq names its product putative peroxisomal membrane protein receptor Pex19 (gene pex19). Gene Ontology annotation, cellular component: peroxisome; peroxisomal membrane. The coding region runs from base 1 to 1458 and encodes 485 amino acids. The transcript is spliced from 4 exons. NCBI's taxonomy places the organism in Eukaryota, Fungi, Ascomycota, Eurotiomycetes, Eurotiales, Aspergillaceae. Gene Ontology annotation, biological process: protein import into peroxisome membrane. The record is from RefSeq and is a predicted model, not a curated record.
AUGUCCUUGGUCCGGCAAGUGCUGGACCUGCUGUUGAACGUUGCCGACCCGCCGGCGUUCUUCCUCGGCGAUCCAUGGCCCGUUCCCCACCAAAUUUCCCCUUUUGUCACAUGCCAGAUCCUCCCUCUCUUCUCUCUCUCCAAUCUUCUGGCCCAGGUCCAGUGCGGUCAAAGUCCCUCCUCUGUCGACUCGGCUCUCCAUUUUGCUGUGUCGCUAGGACUUUCUAGCUACAAGUUCUCCGGUCAUAACCCUCCGUUGGCCGUUACUGCGCUCGUCCACAAUGGCGACACCUGCCUCCAGCUCGGGCGAACAACCCCGCGAAAAGAUCCCCGCUCCGCCACGGCCGUCUCCAACGACCACACCGAUGCCGCAAACACAGUCCCUGCAACGGCGACCCCCACGGAGAAGCCGCUGGACAGGCCACCGGCUCCUCAAAUGGACGCUGAUGACGAAGACUCUGACUUUGACGAACUAGAUGAUGUGCUCGAUGAUUUCUCCAAGCCCAAGCCCAAUACCAAGCCGGUGCCUGCGCCCGUAACUACACAAUCAGACCCUACCACGGGCAUCGCUCCGCCUGAUUUCGACGAAGAAGCUUUUCUCAAGCAAUUGGAAAAGGACAUGGCCAAUAUGAUGGCGAAUCCCGGCGCCGCGGGCCCCGGAACUGCCGACGGCUUGGGCUUCCAGGCCGCGGUGGACCAGGGUGCCGACGCCUUUGCUAAACAGCUCGAAGAGAGCGGGAUUCCACCCGGUGACUUUUUGAAGCAGCUACUGGCCGAUGUGAUGGCCGAGGAGGGAAUGAAUGGAGUCGAGCAAGGAAGUGCGAGUGAGAGCGGGAUCGAAAGCGCCAAGUCGGGGCCUGCUGCUGCUACGACUGCUGCAGCCCCAUCAACUGGUGCUGCGGGGACGGAUCAGCCGCAGCCGGAGAACUUCAAUGAUGCGAUUCAGCGCACCAUUGAGCGAAUGAAGCAGUCUGGUGAUCGGGCGACCGAGGCCGCAACAACAGGCGACGGGUUAGACGACGACCUGAUCGCGCAGCUGCUCAAGGCUGUCGAGGCUGGGGCGAGUGGGGCGGGUGAGGAUGGGGAUUUGACGAAGAUGUUUAUGGGUAUGAUGGAGCAAUUGUCCAACAAGGAAAUGCUCUAUGAGCCGAUGAAGGAGUUGGACGGUAAAUUUGGACCGUGGAUCACAAAGAACAAGGCGAAUGGGUCGGUGCCGGUCGAAGAUAUGGAGCGUUAUGAGGCACAAGCGCGGGUCGUCAACCAGAUCGUUGUCAAGUUUGAAGAGCCCGGGUAUUCGGACGAGGAUGCCAAAUGUCGGGAAUAUAUUUGGGAGCGCAUGCAAGAGAUGCAAGCCGCAGGCAGCCCACCAGAAGAGCUGAUUUCGAAUCCGCUGAUGGGUGACCUCGGCGGUGCUACGGGCGGUGCACCAGGCGGAGUCCCGGACUGUCCUCAGCAAUGA